Molecule: messenger RNA, 525 nt
Organism: Saccoglossus kowalevskii
Lineage: Eukaryota; Metazoa; Hemichordata; Enteropneusta; Harrimaniidae
Product: histone H1, sperm-like
Biological process (GO): chromosome condensation; nucleosome assembly; negative regulation of DNA recombination
Cellular component (GO): nucleus; nucleosome
Molecular function (GO): double-stranded DNA binding; nucleosomal DNA binding; structural constituent of chromatin
Source: RefSeq, a predicted model, not a curated record
AUGAGCUCAUCUGGAUCUCCAAAGAAGAAGAAGAUGGCGGCGAGGAAGAAGCGGGCUACACCAUCCCACCCGAAAACCAUUGACAUGGUAGUAGCAGCGAUAACGGCACAAAAAGAGAGAAAGGGUAGUUCUGCUCAGUCUAUUCGCAACUACAUCAGGAGCAACUUCAGUGUACCUGCGUCUCACCUGAAUUCUAUGGUUCGUCGUGCACUCAAGUCUGGUUUGGAGUCUGGUGUACUUGUUCGUCCUAAAGGAGACGAUCAUGUUGGUGUGACCGGUCGAUUCCGUGUCGGUAAACCCGCUGCUAAGCCAAGAGCAAGGAAGGCCGCAAAGAAGAAGACUCCUAAGAAGAAGCCACGGGCAAGGAAGCCAAAGGCAAAGAAAGCGAAGUCCCCAAAGAAGAAGGCUAAGAAGGCAAAAUCUCCCAAGAAGUCUGCUAAGCCAAAGAAACCAAGGGCAAAGAAACCAGCAGCUAAAAAGCCGAAAGCAAAGAAGAGGUCGCCUAAGAAGAAAUCCAGGAAGUAG